Messenger RNA from Gekko japonicus, 642 nucleotides. RefSeq names its product ras-related protein ORAB-1-like. The coding region runs from base 1 to 642 and encodes 213 amino acids. Gene Ontology annotation, molecular function: GTPase activity; GTP binding. NCBI's taxonomy places the organism in Eukaryota, Metazoa, Chordata, Lepidosauria, Squamata, Gekkonidae. The transcript has 6 exons. The record is from RefSeq and is a predicted model, not a curated record.
AUGUCAACCAUCAGCCCUGAAUACGAUUACUUGUUUAAACUCCUGUUGAUCGGUGAUUCUGGCGUCGGGAAGUCAUGCCUCCUGCUGCGCUUUGCGGAUGACACCUACACAGACAGUUACAUCAGCACCAUCGGGGUGGACUUCAAAAUCCGGACCAUCGAGUUGGAAGGGAAAACCAUCAAGCUCCAAAUCUGGGAUACGGCUGGGCAGGAGCGCUUCCGCACCAUCACCUCCAGCUACUACCGAGGCGCGCACGGCAUCAUCAUUGUGUACGAUGUGACAGACCAGGACUCCUUCAACAACAUGCAUCUCUGGCUGGAGGAGAUCAACCGCUACGCCAACGAGAACGUCAACAAGCUGAUCGUGGGGAACAAGAGCGACCUCUCCAGCAAGAAGGCCGUGGACUACACCACGGCCAAGGAAUACGCCGACUCCCUCGGGGUGCCCUUCCUGGAGACGAGCGCCAAGAACGCCACCAACGUCGAGCAGGCCUUCCUCACCAUGGCGGCGGAGAUCAAGAACCGCGUGAGCAGCGGGCCCACCCAGAACGACAGCCACAAGCCCAACCUCCACAUCCAGAGCGGCCCCUUGAGGCAAGACGGGCCGGGCAAAGGGGAAGAGGGAGGGGGAGGCUGCUGCUAG